Molecule: messenger RNA, 5980 nt
Organism: Ictalurus furcatus (blue catfish)
Lineage: Eukaryota; Metazoa; Chordata; Actinopteri; Siluriformes; Ictaluridae
Gene: vps37bb
Product: VPS37B subunit of ESCRT-I b
Exons: 4
Coding region: 455-1270 (271 amino acids)
Biological process (GO): protein targeting to membrane; protein targeting to vacuole; ubiquitin-dependent protein catabolic process via the multivesicular body sorting pathway
Cellular component (GO): ESCRT I complex
Source: RefSeq, a predicted model, not a curated record
CAGUGUUUGUUGGUGGAAUAGAAAUGGGAGAAAUAUUUGGGUUUACGAGCAAAUUUAGUUCAUAUUCAAUGACAAAGCUAAACGAAUUGCUUGAGGAUGAUGACAAGCUCAAUGAAAUUGUCAAAGAAAUGGACGAGAUCCAGGGGUGGGGCCAGAGGGGCACUGACUGGCCCCAGCUGAAAUCUGAUUGGCCCCUGAAAUGCCCUUGUCCUGUCAAUCAUCUCUGAUCUAUGUCAGAGCACUCAAUCAGCUGAGUCGGUGUGUCUGAAAUUCAGCUGGAGUAACAGUUUCUUUCUACCGCAUCUCAUAAUGGCUGGUGUUAGAGAGUGCAUUCAUCCUCGUACACUUAAGCUUUAAUGGCAAUCCAGACGUGAGCGAAGACUCCGCCCCUGACUGCACCUGUGGCUGUUCCUAACGGUGAAACGGGAUCCCCGCUACUUGGGAAACCCCCAGCAUGCCCUCGGCAACCCCGCAGCGAAUUCCCUACACUGGUGGAGAAUGCGGGCAUGAGCACAGACUCGCCAGGAGACUCGCCCAGAGCCUACAGGUUGUGACCCGGGAGCUGCUGGCCCUGAAAGCAAGGACCCCUGUGGCCGCCCCUCCCCGCCCAGAUCCCAGCCGAGAAUCCCAGGGCCUUCUUCCAAACUUGACGGGUCGCCCACCGAGAGGGCUGGGGUAUCAAAGAAUGGCCGCGCAUCCUUGGUCCGCUGCUCACCGGAGAGGUGCGCACAGCUUAUUAUGCCCUCGCUCCAGAGGACGCAGGGGACUACAGAGCAGUACAGAGAGAGAUCCUGGCAUGGUGUGGGCGGAACCCCCUCCAGACGGCGGCGGAGUUUCACCAGUGGAGCUACAGGCCCGGAGCCAAGCCACGGGGACAGAUGGAUACCCUCCUGCGCCUCACCAAGAGGUGGCUCCAGCCAGACCUGUACACCACCACCGAGGUUGUAGAGAGGUUGGCCGUGGACCAGUUCUUGAGGACUCUGCCACCCACCAAAUGUCAGGCCGUGGGAAUGCAAGGCCCUGGGACACCCAGGGAACUACUGACCGCCCUGGAACGCACCCUGCCCACCCUGGUGUUUGGCGAGGAUGGACAGCACCACCAACACAGCCCAGACUAUGGGACACCCGAGGACGAGCCCAGGCCGACAGGGGUUUGACAAGGAAGCGCGAGUGCGACAGGCCUACAUGGCCCGAGGCGAGGAGGAUGCCGGGACAGAAGGUACGCUGCACACACCCUCUAACCUGCUUUCGUCUGUAUUCCAACAGGUAAACUGGCAGGGGAACUUCAGGCGGGAACAGACGACAGGAGGAUGACCGCCUGAAACACUGCUGGGCCCAGGUGCGUCAGAUAGAAGGGGUCGACCAGAGUCCGAACCAGAGGCUCCCUUCCUCCUACUUCCUCGUCAGGGGAGGCCUCCUGUAUCAACGAGCCAGCUGCCGAGGGGAAAUCGUGGACCUCCUGGUAGUCCCCAAGACCAAGACGCAGACGCUGAUGCACCUGGCCCAUGCCCACCCGCUCGGGGGCCACCUGGGGGCACGAAACACCCUAGAGAAGCUAAAAGACGAUUUUGUCUGGCCAGGGAUGGAUGCAGAGGUCUGGGGCUUCUGCCAACAGUGACCCCAGUGCCAGCGCACUGCCCCACGGAGGCCCCCGCCAGCCCCCCUUAUCCAUCUGCCCAUCAUAGGCAUCCCCUUUGAUAGGGUCGGCAUGGACCCUAUACCCCGAGGUGGUGCCGCUACGCAAAGCCACCUCCCGUAACAUUGCGAGAGAACUGAUGCUCCUGUUCAGCUAGGUGGGGAUACCAAAGGACAUCUUAACCGACCAAGGUACGCCUUUCGUCUCCAAACUAAUGUCUGAUCUGUGUCUGCUGUUGCAGGUUAAGCACCUAAAGGCGUCCGUUUACCACCCACAGACCGACGGGCUCAUCGAGAGGUUCAACCAAACCUUGAAGCAGAUGCUACGAUGGGUGGUAGACAUGGAGGGGAGAGAUUGGGACCUUCGCUGUCCGGGAGUUCCCCCAUGCCUCCACGGGCUUCACCCCCUUCGAACUCCUCUUUGGACGGCAACUUCGGGGACUGCUGGACGUGGCCCGGGAAGCCUGGGAAGAACAGCCCUCCCCGUUCUACUCAGUCGUCGAUUACGUACAGGAAAUGCCGGGGAGAAUUGACCGAGUGGCCCCAAUCGUCCAGGAGGAGCGGAAACGAGUGUACAACCGGCCGGCGCAACCCCGGGAAUUCCAACCUGGCGACCAGGUGCUCCUACUGAUGCCAUUCAGCUCCUGCAAAUUCCUAGCCCGGUGGCAAGGGCCAUACACAGUCCUUGAGCGGAAGGGGGCCGUAAACUUAUUGCCUGCAACAGCCCGGUAAGUGAGCGGAGACACAAACGUACCACGUGAACCUGCUAAAGAAAUGGGUAGAGUCGGCGCCAAUAGUUUCUGCGUUCAUUGCACGGGACACAGGUCAUGACGAGGGUACCUUGGUCCAGCUGGGGGAAGACCUCACUCCCGGGCAAAGACAGGAGCUGUCGAGUUGGUGGGUCAAUUCACGGAUGUGUUCUCUACCUCCCCAGGAAUGAUGCAGCUGGUCCACCAUGAGAUCAAGACCCGGCCAGGAGUGGUGGUGCGGCAGCGGCCCUAUCGUGUCCUGGAGGCCCGCCGCAAGGCUAUCGAGGAGGACAUCGGCCGAAUGAUGCGGGACAACAUCAUCAAGGAGUCCAAUAGUAUGCGCCUAUGCAAUGACUUCUAGAAGCUGAACCAGGUCUCGGAGUUCGACAGCUAUCCACUCCCCCGAGUGGACGAUCUAGUGGAAUGAUUGGGGAGGGCCUGGGUCAUAUCCACCCUGGACCUGACCAAGGGAUACUGGCAACUGGCCCUGGCCCCAGAGGCGAGACCAAAGACUGCCUUCAGCACGGCGAACAGCCAUUGGCAAUACCGGGUUCUCAUCUUCGGGCUCCACGGGGUGUCCGCAACGUUCCAGCGACUGAUGGACAUUGUCCUGCAUCCCCAUCGUCCCUUCGCAUCCGCCUACCUGGACGAUGUAGUCAUCCAUUCCUCCACCUGGUCGGACCACCUGUUCCAUCUGGGGGAGGUCCUGAAAGAGCUCCGGAAGGCCGGGCUGAUAGCGAACCCCAAAAAGUGCCACCUAGGGCUGACUGAGGCACAGUACCUCGUGUACCGUAUUGGCCGGGGCCUAGUAAAGCCCCAGACGAAGAAAAUUGAGGCACUAAGAGACUAUCCCCGGCCUACAUCAGAAAAACAGGUACGUGCCUUCUUGGGGUUGGUGGGGCAUUGCCGCAGAUUUGUACCUUACUUCUCCUCUGUACCCUCCCCCCUCUCAGAUCUUAUGAAGAAGGGCUAGUCGGACCGGGUGAAGUGGUCUGCAGAGGCGGAGCGGGCCUUCCAAGCCCUGAAAGAAGCCCUCACCAGCGCCCCAGUGCUACGCAACCCAGACUUCGCCCUUCCAUUCUCCGUGCACACAGAUGCAUCCGAAACCGGGCUGGACGCUGUUCUCUCACAGACCUUCGGCGGAGAACACCACCGGUCCUCUACAUCAGUUGAAAGUUAUCCCCAGCUGAGAGGAAAUAUGCGGCCAUGGAAAGAGAGGCCUUGGCAAUAAAGUGGGCCAUCGAAAAGCUGCGAUACUACCUGGCCGGUCGGCACUUCAUCCUGGUGACAGACCACGCCCCACUGCAGUGGAUGGCCAAAGCCAAGGACACUAAUGCCAGGGUAACCCGAUGGUUCCUCUCGUUGCAGGAUUUCUCUUUCCAGGUCCAGCACCAGGCGGGGACCCACACACCAGCACCAGGCCUCUCGCGAAGGGAUGCACUGUGGGCCGGACACGCGGCAGCAGUAGGCUCGGAGCUGAGGGGGGGUACUGUGGCGACCGGCCAACAGCCGGCGCACAAGAAACAAAGAUCGCUCCUCCCGCGAAUGCCAUGGUGGUGCUGAAGAGACAGCUCCGCUUCAGCACCACCAAUGUUUUGGACUGCCGGAGAGCAGGAGGCAGCGGGGCAGGGCCGCCGACACACACACUGCCUGUGAAUGGUGUGCGGCACAGAAGAAUUCAACAUCCAGCAGGCAAGGGGAGAAUAUAAAAGGCCGAUAUUCCGCUCGGAGGGGGAGAGAAGACUCUCGGGGUGUACGCACUAACCUAUGCUGUGUGUUUUCCAGGCAAUCCAGACGCAAGUGAAGACUCACUGACGCGGCUGUUCCUAAUGGCGAAACGGGAUCCCCACUACUCGGGGAAACCCCUAGCACGCCCUUGGCAACCCUGCGGCGACUAAGCAUUUCACCUCACACCCCCACUUUGACGCGCACCCACACCCUCUCACGAACUAUUUGUGAAUAAAGAUUUCUCCACAAGUGGCACCGAAACUGCCUCCUGUGUGUCUGUGCUCCGUCCCCGCUGGCUAGAUUCCCUACAGUAUCAAAAUUUUUCUUGUGGCUCUUCAGCAGCAGCAGCCCCUAUUGCUCAUUGAAUGAAUAUAGGAAUUAGAAGAAUUAAUAUUUAUGAAGCGUAUGGUGUAGGCUGCACCUGCUCAAUAAAAAAUGCCCUGAGAUAAUGAAUGAUACCAGAUGAUUCAGCACUACAUUAUUGAAACUGUCUUGACUUGACCAAAAAGCUUUGUAAAAAGGGGAGAUUUGUGGUGAGAAAUAUGACAAUUUGUAAAAUUUGAUUUAGCGUCAGAAGCAGAGCCAGGACCCAGUUGUAGGCCUAUGCAGGAGAUUGAUGCUGUCACUGUGGAAGACACAGGUAAGCUGUUGUACCACAGUGUGUGAAUAAGCAAACAUGAUCACAUUAGUUACAAUAGGCCUAUAACAACUUUCUAUGCCCAAGUGUUAGUGACAUUAUGUUUUUUAUCAAAAGAUAGUAGCCUAAAUAUACAAUGCCCAUGAUUGAAAGGGAAUGGGACAAAAGUCUUAUGAAAUAAGCCUACAUAUUUUGCCAUUUGGAUAUUUUAGUAGUUUAAAUUAAAACGUGCUUUCCAUGUCAAAUAUGUUAAAGCUUACGGAAUGCUUUUUAUGGUGAUUAAGGUGCAAUCGAGUUUAGGGAUACAGAAGGAAGUGUGAAAGGGAGAGCAGAGUCUAGGACAGACUAAAGAUGUCCCCUCUGGAGGGUUACAUUGUCAGGACAGUUAGUGAAAUGCCACAAGGAACUGAUGAGGAUCCUUCCGUGGACCAGAAGGAUAUCGAACUAGAGAGCAAAACUUGUUCCUUCUGUAAAAACUGUGGCAUUUGUGUUCAUCUCAUCCUCUCUCAGUACAAUCGUCUAACUGAUGCCUACCAUGUGCUCGCCUACAAGUUGCUAUUAACACUGUCCAUCACACAAGUAGCCUGUGAGAGAAGCUUCUCAACAGUGAAAUUCAUAAAAAAAAAACCAGACUCAGGAGCACUUUAACCUAGAAGAACCUUGAGGCAUUUAUGCUCAUGUGCACUGAGAAAAAAUUUGCAUGUCUUUGGACAAUGACACUGUGAUAAACAAAGUUGCAGAGACCACUGCAUUGCUCAGGCGUUUAUUAAUGUUUUAGGGUUGGCCAUGUUUCCUUGAAGCUACACUUAUGCAGAGGAAAAAGAGAUGAAGCUGUCAUUAGAAAGUUAUACUGUAAAAAGAAUUCUUGCAGAGAACAGUGCAAUACUUCUUUUUAUUCUUUAUUUGUGUUUAAGGAUUGGAUAUCUGUGAACAAUUUUGCACAGAAUAUAUAUUCAGAUCUAUUGCAGAAAAGGACAUUGUGAUGUUUUAAAGAAUAGUGUUGGAGAUUUACCCUUUAAUGUUCUCAUAUUUGUGUUGAAGUUGUAAAGCAGCCGUUUUCUUAACUUAUGCAAAGGAAAAAGAGAUGAUGGUGUCAUUAGAAAGUGCAAUACAUUUUUUUAUUCGUUAUUAUUUAUUUAUUUAUUUAUUUAUUUAUUUUAUAUUUGUAUUUAUUUGAUAUUUUUUCAUUUCAAGGGUUAGAUAUGUAUUAACACUUUUUUUUUUUUUUUUU